Messenger RNA from Astyanax mexicanus (Mexican tetra), 5309 nucleotides. It is a transcript of the gene jcada, whose product is annotated as junctional cadherin 5 associated a. Gene Ontology annotation, biological process: positive regulation of blood vessel endothelial cell proliferation involved in sprouting angiogenesis. Gene Ontology annotation, cellular component: ruffle membrane; adherens junction. The transcript has 4 exons. The coding region runs from base 306 to 4976 and encodes 1556 amino acids. NCBI's taxonomy places the organism in Eukaryota, Metazoa, Chordata, Actinopteri, Characiformes, Acestrorhamphidae. The record is from RefSeq and is a predicted model, not a curated record.
UGGGAGGAACCAUUCCUGUCCUGCCCUUCACACAGAGCACACAGAGCACAGCACAUUUGGAGGCUAGAGGAAGCAGCUCAUUCCCCUCCGUCUCCUCCAGGCAGCCUCAGACUCAGGACUACCAGCAGCCCUCAGAGCAGCAGCGGUAACUGCAGGAGGAGCAGCAGCAGGAGCAGCUCAGUGAUGGCCCCUCUCGUGCAGCUGUUCCUGGGCUCGCCUCAGCUGGGAUCCGUAUAGAACUCUGGCGAUAUUCCACGCUCGCACACACACUUAGGACACCACGACACACUCCCUCCCGCUCAGCCAUGUACAGCGUGGAGGACCUUCUCAUCUCUCAUGGAUACAAAGUCAGCAGCAGUAGCAGCAGCAGCAACAACAACAACGUCGUCGUCCCCCCGUCACACUCGCCCUCGUCCCAACACUCCCCCUAUGAUCAGCGGCCGGCGUCACGCAGCAAUAGCCGGUGUGAAAUCGGCGAGAAGCGGACCGGACACGGUGGCACAGUGAAUGGAUACAAGCCAGACUGCGUUUAUGUUGGUGGUGGCGGCGGCGGUGGAGGAGGUGGUGUCAGGAGGACGUCGUCUAGAGGUGGCCCCGGUGACACAGAGAGCAGGGACAGGAAGCAGAGGACAGCGGAAGAGGACAAUGGUAAUCUAGGAGAUGGACAGUCGCUAGGGGACAGCUUGACCACAGACAGCGGGUUACCUGAGAGCAACAGAGGAGGCCACCCUCAGCCCAGGCCUGAGCGAGAUGUGUCCUACUGGCGGAGACGAGGUCAGGACUUUAAUGCACUCCUCGACUACGCUGACUUUAGAGACCUGCAUGGAAAGGAAUCGGGACUUUCAGUUAAAGCAGAGGGCAUGCAGCGAAGGCCAGAGUCAGCCUUAAGCACCGAGGAGCACCGCCGCGAGAGGCAGCGCAGAGCGGACAGUGCACGUGCGAGGGAGCGUGAACUGGCUCUGUACCAGUGGAGAAUAGCAGCAGAGAGGAAGUAUCAGAGCCUGGGAACGGAGGAGUGGCGUCCAGCUGUGGGGCUGAGUCGCCAGUCGUCUCAGACUGAAGGUGAGAGAUGGACGCAGGAGCAGCAGCGACGGCCUCGAACAGCAGAGGGUGCUGUUCCACCAAGGACCAAAGCCAAAUCCCAGUCAUUGCCCCGAAUGGCUAUACCCUCAGACAGCAGCGUCCAGUACUUAAGCACAUCAUCCCCUGCUCAAGAUCCUUACGGGAGCUUCAGAAUAAAUGGGCAUCAAUUACGAGAGUCUCAUGGACGUAAUCUCAGUGAAGGGGAAGGUAGAGAACGGUGGACUGGCAAUGGGCGGUCUGGUGUUCAGUCGGCACCCCCUUCAAAACCUCAUUUCAGCCGGCCACUAAGACCACCAUCUUACGAGGUUCACCAGCAGAUGCGUGGAAGUUCGGAAAUGCUUACUGGAGAAUUUAUGCCCCAUGCCAGGGACAGGACUCCAUUGCCUUUCAGCAGGCAAGAGUACUUUGUACAGGAACCUGGAGAGUCUGGCAUGGAACCUCCAGGUUACAUCCCUCCGCCAUCUUACAGGAGACAGCCUCCAAUGAGAGAAGGGCACAGGACUUAUGCAAAUUCCAUGGGAAACUACCAGUACAGAGGUGACCUAUACAUGCAGGGACCAGCCCUGGCAAAAGUUCAGGAGUGGUUCAUGAGACAAACCGGCAUGGCUUGGCCAGAUCAUCACAGGGAUGGGAGAAGGAGUAUGCCCUGCAGAAGACAGGCCUACCCAGCUUACAGUGAGGAGCGGAUGGGCAGCGUUCAGUACAUACCUUUUGAUGACCCUCGUGUCAGGCAUAUCUCAGGAGGGGGAAUUGAUGGGAAUUCCUUGACGGAUGCUGACAAAAUCAGGAAUAUCAGAAAAGAGAUUCCCAUCAUCUCAUUAUCUGAGAAAGCUCCUGAUGACAGUGCCUUUAUGUUCACGGAGAAAACCUACAGCAGCACAGAACCGACUAAAAGCAAUAUCAGCGAUUGUGUUAAUGAGGCAGCCAUGCUUAAGGAGGUCUCAAAGGAGACAAACAACACAAAAUCAGCACCUGAUGAAAAUUCCAACAGGUAUCCGUCUGACCGGGGCUUUUCCGAUACCUUCCAAGCGCCGCUGUCACAGCAAAGCUGCGAGACUGUCACACAAGUGAAGAAAUUUGAGGCACAAACUGCAGCUGAGAAUAAGAAGAACAAGAAGAAACAGAAAGAGACCAUGUUUUGCCUAGUGUCAGUUCCAAUAAACAUGAUGGCAAGCAAGGAACCUGCUGACCCAAACAACAAUGAAAAGGUGCAAAGCCCAAUGAUGGGACCCACAGAAAAUCGGGUGACGACUCUUACAUCUUAUAGCCAAGACACCUCCACAGUUCCCAUCAGCAGUGAACCCCAAAUAGAGUCCAGCAGCUCGUUAGCUGUCAGAAACUCUAAACGAGCUCCUCUUAAGAAAGAGAUUGUAGAUAUUUGGUCGCUUCAAGCAAGUAGUGACAAAGAGUUAUGCUAUGCAGGAUCGUGGCCAGGAGAUCAAUACAGGAACCAAGAAACUCAAACAGGCUCUCCUGAGGUUUCCAGAGGGCUUCAUACUCUAAGCCCUCAAGCCCAUACUCACACCACAUAUGACCCUCCAUCCUCUGACACCACUACGGACAGUGGAGUGGGCACAGAGUGCAGUGCCAGUUUUGGAUAUCCCAUGAAAGGACAAAAAAAUCUGAAUCUUUCCAGCAAUAGUGCAUUUUCUCGAACAAGGACUGAUCCAAGCAGCCCCAGUGCCAAGAGUCCAGCUCAGGUCCUAACAGCUCAGACCCCACCGUCUCCACUGAGGAAGACCCAAGCAACCAAAACCCAAGCAACGGAUGGACAAGAGGUUUUUGGCCAGUUCCUUUUAAAACCUGUCAAUAGGCGUCCGUGGGAUGCUAUCGGGGAGCUGGAGUCCAUUAACAAAGAACUGCAAGACCAUAACAUCAAACGCCAAGACCCAACAAGCAUUGACCAAAGUAUAGAGGAGCUGGAUGAGGCAUUGCAAAGUAUUCUAGAAGUAAGCAGUACUUGCACAGAGCCUAAGCAGUCUGGAACUACUUCACAAAAAAGCAUAAAGAGAGGCAUUGGUAACCAACUGCAAAGUCCAGAGCACCGAUUGAAGGAAGUUAACUUAAAUAUUAGGUCCGAUGUGGAGAGCAGGGGCAAGAUGGAAAUGGAUCAAGAACACGGGGAGUUAAGAAGUGCCUUCUCCAGACCAAAGGGGAGGAUAGCAAAUUCUGACAGAGCACAGAGUCAAGAGAUGUCCGAGAUAUCCGUACCCAAAGCCGACACCAGUUUUGUAAGCUAUGAGGUCUUGCAGAGAAUUCAUAGUGACCCCAGAGGACAACGACUAGAUAUUCCAGUGGCAAAAGAGGCCUUACUCAAAGACGUUGGCCUUACGGUCUACACAGCGAUUCCAGACACAGUAACGUCGGGAUCUCCUCCGGGUUUAAGCCCUGAGUCCCCAAUGCUUACAAGUCCUUCUGACAACUCGGAAUCGUGUGAGGCUUUACACAUCACCUCGUCAGAUAGUGGGGGCGAUCGAAGCAGAAACAGCCCGGAAUUCAUCAUGGUGGAUCAGAUGGAUCAGAAGAGUUUGAGCAGUCAAACCUGCAUCACAGCUAAACUGGACCAUGAGGAAGAGACAGAUCAAAGCAGGCCCAAAGUAGUCACCAGCCCACCGAGGUCAUCUCACAUCUAUAUUGCCAGGAGACAGCAUUUUAGGUUUCAAGGAAACCAUUCCAGUGCUGCUGCUGCUUCUAAUGAUGAUGACGAUGAUGACGGGUAUACAGAAUAUCUCAGCUGGAGUAACGAGAAGACGUUAGCAGAUGAACACCUGGAGACUCUGUUGAGUCAGGAGAAGGCAAACAGCUUGCCAACGGAAGAUCUUAGCAAACUCUACAAGGUGCAGUGUGCUCAGGGCAUACCUGAGCAUGAGUCGCUUGAACAGAGGGCAGCCAGGAUCUUGGGCAUUAGCGUUCCAGCCGAAUCUUUAGUCGUCGGUCAGAAUGAUGAUCAGAAUGAUGUUAAGCAAGAUGAAGGAAAUGUAGAUAGCACAAAUGAAACAAUAUCAGCUAUGCAUAUUAAGGAAGAGAUAAGCCUAAAUGAAGAAGACACACAGCAUGUAGAGAGGAGUAGAGAGUAUGACAAGAAAGUUGUAGAGUCAUUGGCUUGCAGCCAUACUAAUGAACUGACAAUAGAAAAGGAAGAUCCAGGAAUUAGAGAAGAUGACACCUCAAAAGAAAAUCCAGCCCACUUCAGUGCAGAGAUCCACACUGGUCCUGCAGUGCUGGACCUGCCCGAGUUCCCCCCCAAUAACCUGCGCUUGUCUUUACCAGCGUCCGAGGAUGAAGAACUGGCCUUAAGUGUUUGUGGAGGUGAGAAAAAGACUUGGCUCGUUGACGAUGACGAGCUUUCUGAAGAGCCUCAGGAUGAGUCAAGUGAACAUCCCCCGUUUUUUACGUUCAGCAAUGAGGAAUUGUCUGCACAGUACAUUACUCCUGUGCUGGAGGCCGAGCCAGGAUCCUGCGUCAGCACUUUCACCAAAGAGAGAGAGGAAGAGGAGGAAAUAGAGGAGGAAGAAUCAGUUCAAGAGGAGGAAGUACUAGAAGGAGAAAAAGAACAAACUACAGAGAUUGGACUAGAAGCAAGUGAAUUGGAAACAAGUGAGUGGGAAGCUUGUGCUGAAACAAAGGCAGAUGACAAUGAGGACGUUGAUAGAAGGAGUGAGGAUGAGCAGGAAGAUCCAAAAGAAGAAGUUCUUGAGGAAGAUUCACAACAGCAACCAAAGCCAGUGAAGCGUCCAGUCCCUCAGCCUCGCAGUGGAACGGUGGCCAAGAGGGAGAUCACCCUGCCAGCUUCCUUCAACAUGACCACUGCUUUGGCUGCAAUGGAGUAUGACGAUAACAAUACUGAGUCUGUUUCAGACGCCUAUGACCCCAGUCGAGUUGAGAGGGUGUGAACUGGGAGCCAAUGUCAUGGCAAGCCAAUCUGUCAUGCCGCGUCACUGUGACUGCCAUAUUCUGGCUGAGAUAUCUGCUACAGUCAAAGAGUUCCCUCUUAAUUGUUUUUUUUGGUAAUUAUUUUAUUUGUUUGUUUUUCGUUGGUAAUACCUGUACCUUAAUUUGGGACAUUUUGCUUUGUACAAACAGCACCCUAUGCUCAUAUUUUGUAUUUUUUUAUUUGCUUAAAAAAUGACUCUUUUGAGAGAAAAUGAGAGAGAUCUUUGUUCAUCCAUCUCAGGACUCAGCUAUUGAGAUGAAUAUGUAUUAAGACAAAAAAAAAAAAAAGAAAA